Messenger RNA from Solanum verrucosum, 929 nucleotides. RefSeq lists its product as uncharacterized. The coding region runs from base 603 to 836 and encodes 77 amino acids. The record is from RefSeq and is a predicted model, not a curated record. The transcript has a single exon. Lineage: Eukaryota; Viridiplantae; Streptophyta; Magnoliopsida; Solanales; Solanaceae.
UAGACCAGGUUCUGUAUAUGCUUAAUCAAGUUGUUCUCAAAAGUCAUUACAACACAGCCAGUAGAAAAAUGCUGAUUGCUGAAAGUGAAAUAGAGCGACUGUUGCUGCAUGGGCAAUGAAUCAUAUUGGUGCCCAUGAAACUUGGACUCUCCAAAAAUGCUGUUGCACUUGUGUUGAAUCCUCCAAAAAAGCUACUUUUGGAGGAUCCGACUUGCACUUGUUGGCAUUUUUGAAGAGUCGGAGCAACUUAGAUUGGUCCAAUCAUCCUACUUAUAGACAUCUAUGUUGAUUAUUUCACACUCUUGCUCGAACUUUAAGCAUUUCUAUCCUUGAAGCCUUUGAUUUGUUGCGUUGAGAAAAAAGAAAGUUGAUAUUGACCAUAUGCUGCCAAGAUGUUCUUACUUUCUAUACUGCUCCUGAAAGUAUUGACACAGCUCCUCCUUCCACAUGUUUAUUGUUCAUUUUAUCUUCGGCUUCAUUGAGAUGCCUUAUUCUUCUUCUCUUUGUGGUUUAGUGUUUGUUAACCUUCAGCAUAUCCCUUUUUGUCUCACCACGUUGUCUCUUGUUUGCAUCAGUCAUCAGGUUCUUGAAGUUGACCGGUGAUGGGAAAUAGGCCAGCAAAGCCGGAGAGAGAUGAGGUGCUUUUGAAGAUUGUGCCUCCUCUAGAUCAAGCAUACGUUCGAUGGCUAGCUCGUGACCUCGAGAGGAUUCAUGGCUUCACUCCAAGAAACCCUCGUGCUGUAAGGCCACCCGAUCAUUACAUAGAAUACAUGCGCUUACAGGGAUGGUUGGAUGUCAGCUUAGAUGACCCCGACCUUGCUCGUCUACUUAAAUAAUGGAGUAAAUCAACUGCAAUACUCUUAAGAACAUGUAUAAACUUCAAAUUGAUGUUUAGUUUUCUGUACUGGUACAGUGAGAUUCAGAUGCUG